Molecule: messenger RNA, 6636 nt
Organism: Xyrauchen texanus (razorback sucker)
Lineage: Eukaryota; Metazoa; Chordata; Actinopteri; Cypriniformes; Catostomidae
Gene: clpxb
Product: caseinolytic mitochondrial matrix peptidase chaperone subunit Xb
Exons: 15
Coding region: 214-2088 (624 amino acids)
Biological process (GO): proteolysis; protein catabolic process
Cellular component (GO): mitochondrial matrix
Molecular function (GO): protein dimerization activity; ATP hydrolysis activity; ATP binding
Source: RefSeq, a predicted model, not a curated record
CACACUGACCCACUUCAUGACAGCAGAGGUUAUAUAGCACUUACCAGCACUAGCGUCAUCUAACAGCAUUUACAAGAUCUAUAUACCCUGACAUUAGCAUGAAACAUAUAAAUCCUUUUAUUCUGCUGAGAUCCUAGUGUCUAAAGCGCUUAUUGAAAGAGAAAGAUCUGUUGUACAGUUACUCGGACACAGAGUUCCAAUCUGUUUUUAAAUAUGUCCUGUGCUUGCGGACCUACAGCGAGAGUCAUUAUAAAGUCAGUUCAUAAAGGUUUUUCUUGUUCUCGGGUUCAGCUCUUUGCUCACAGUAGACCAGUGUGUCAUGAAGUUCAUCUGCCGCCAGUCAUACACGUGAAAUGGUUUUCACAGACAGCAGUGGGUUUUGCCUCUAAAGACUCCACGCCCAGAGACAAUGAUGGAGGAAAGAAGAGUGUAAGUGAUGUCGGUGGAAAGCGGGCGUCUGGCACGGGAGGAUCAGGUAAAGGUGGCAGUCAGCUGAGAUGCCCCAAAUGUGGCGAAACCUGCACACACGUGGAGACUUUUGUAUCCUCCACGCGCUUUGUGAAAUGUGAAAAGUGCCAUCACUUCUUUGUGGUUCUGUCUGAGACCGUGUCUAAGAAGGGUUUGAAUAAGGAGGCAGAAACCACCUCGGAGCACGCUAAAAUUGCUUUUGCUCAAAAACUCCCUCCACCUCCUAAAAAGAUUUAUGCCUACCUCGACAAAUACGUUGUCGGCCAGUCAUAUGCCAAGAAAGUGUUGGCAGUAGCCGUGUAUAAUCAUUACAAGAGGAUCUACAACAACAUCCCAGCGGCGGCCCGACAGCAAGUGGAAGCUGAGAAACAGAGUUCACUCACUCCGAGAGAACUAGAGAUCAGAAGACGUGAAGAUGAAUACAGGUUUACAAAGCUGCUUCAGAUAGCUGGGAUCAGUCCCCAUGGCAACGCUCUGGGUGCAUCUGUCCAACAACAGACCAAUCAGCAAGCUCCUCAGGAGAAAAGGGGCGGGGAAGUGCUUGACUCCACCCAUACUGAUAUUAAAUUGGAGAAGAGCAACAUUGUGCUGCUGGGACCUACUGGAUCAGGUAAAACCCUAUUGGCACAGACUCUGGCUAAAUGUUUGGAUGUGCCCUUCGCUAUCUGCGAUUGUACCACCCUGACCCAGGCUGGUUAUGUGGGGGAGGACAUUGAAUCCGUUAUUGCCAAACUUCUGCAGGACGCCAAUUACUCAGUGGAUAAAGCCCAGCAAGGGAUAGUGUUCUUGGACGAGGUGGAUAAGAUCGGCAGUGUGCCUGGCAUUCAUCAGCUCAGAGAUGUUGGGGGUGAAGGAGUUCAGCAGGGUUUGCUGAAACUCCUUGAGGGAACCAUCGUUAAUGUUCCAGAGAAGAACAGCAGGAAGUUGAGAGGAGAGACUGUGCAGGUGGAUACAACCAACAUCCUGUUUGUGGCAUCAGGUGCCUUUAAUGGGCUGGACAGGAUUAUCAGCUGCAGGAAAAAUGAGAAGUAUCUUGGUUUUGGUGCACCAUCUAACCUGGGCAAGGGACGUCGAGCUGCAGCAGCUGCAGAUUUGGCCAACAGCUCAGGGAAUGAGUUAGACGCCAUGGCAGAGAUUGAGGAGAAGGACCGGCUCCUGAGGAACGUUGAGGCACGAGACCUCAUUGAGUUUGGCAUGAUCCCGGAGUUUGUGGGCCGUCUGCCUGUGGUGGUGCCACUGCACAGUCUGGACGAGCAGAUGCUGGUGCAGAUUCUUACAGAGCCUCGUAAUGCUGUGGUCCCCCAGUAUCAGGCACUCUUCAGUAUGGAUAGAUGUGAGUUGAAUGUAACUCCAGAUGCUUUGAGGGCAAUCGCUCGUCUGGCACUGGAACGGAAAACAGGUGCCAGAGGCCUUCGCUCCAUCAUGGAGAAGCUCCUGCUCGAGCCCAUGUUUGAGGUCCCUCACUCGGACAUCAUGGCUGUUGAACUGACUAAGGAGGUGGUCCAGGGCAAGUGUGAACCACGCUAUAUUAGAGCUCCUCCUAAAGAAACUGAGGAAGAGUUUGACUCCGGCAUUGAGGAAGAGAACUGGCCCAGACACGCCGACGCUGCUAACAACUGAACGUGAAGUUGCCCAUUUAAGAUCAUGCUAUUAUUACUCCAGACAGCAAACUUCUGAAUCACCAUAAAGUACCAUAAAGCUGGACCUGAGCAGAGAACAGUGUUUUUCAUAGACUUUUACAAACACUUAAAUGACAGCACAACAAACAUCAGUUUUACCCAUUAAUACACAUGACUUGUGUAUUAACACAACGAGAAAAGACAUGAAAAGUAUUGUUUAAAAAACAGUUACACUAAAAUAGUGAAGCUCUGUCAAAUUUUCAAUCUAUGGGGAUUGGUAACAUUUCUAUCUGUCUAAAGAUAAUUUCUUAUAAAGACUUUAGAGUGGAUUUCUGUCAGUGUUUGUGGGACAUUAGAAGGGAAGCAUACUGAUUAUGUGAAUCUGAAUUUGAGUAUUUCUGGUGCAUAAUACACCUCUCACAUGGGCCAUUUCAACGGGAUGCCAUUUACCAGACUGAUAUCACAGCUGUGGGAUUUUCUUAAGGCUCUUUUUUAACCAUGAUGUGAAUAUCUAAAACACAAACCUCAGUGAAUGGUGUUAAACAGAUGUAGUUUGUAUGAUUUACAAUUUGGGACAAUCUGUAGUUUAAAAGCUGAACAAAUACAAUUGUAUAAUAAAGUAAAGCACAAUGUUUCCGUUCGAUAGUCAUAAAUAUAUAUAUAUAUAGUUGUUUACAUACAUCUUAACCAAUUACAUUAAACUCAGUUUUUCACAAUUCCUGAUAUUUAAACAUAGAAAACAUUCUCUGUCUUAGGUCAGUUAGGAUCACAAGUUUAUUUUAAGAAUGUGAAAUAUCAGAAUAAUAGAAGAGAGAAUGAUUUAUGUCAGCUUUUAUUUCUUUCAUCACAUUCCGAUUGGGUCAGAAGUUUACAUACACUUUAGCCAAAUACAUAUUAACCCAGUUUUUCACAUUUUCAUGACAUUUAAACAUAGAAAACAUUCUCUGUCUUAGGUCAGUUAGGAUCACUACUUUAUUUUAAGAAUGUGAAAUGUCAGAAUAAUAGUCGAGAGAAUGAUUUAUGUCAGCUUUUAUUUCUUUCAUCACAUUCCGAUUGGUUCAGAAGUUUACAUACACUUUGUUAGUAUUUGGUAGCAUUACCUUUAAAUUGUUUAACUUGGGUCAAAUGUUUUGGGUAGCCUUCCACAAGCUUCUCGCAAUAAGUUGCUGGAAUUUUUGGCACAUUUCUCCAAACAGAACUGGUGUAACUGAGUCAGGUUUGUUGGCCUCAUUGAUCACACAUGCGUUUUCAGUUCUGCCCAAAAUUUUCUAUCAGAUUGAGAUCAAGACUUUGCGAUGACCACUCCAAUACCUUGACUUUGUUGUCCUUUGGAGGUGUGCUUGGGGUCAUUGUCCAUGUGUGACCGAGCUUUAACUUCAUGGUUGAUGUUGCUUCAAUAUAUCUACAUCAUUUUCCUUCCUCAUGAUUCCAUCUAUUUUGUGAAGUUCACCAGUCCCUCCUGCAGCAAAGCACCUCCAAAACAUGAUUCUGCCACCCCCAUGCUUCACGGUUGGGAUGGUGUUCUUCGACUUGCGAGUCUCACCCUUUUUCCUCCAAACAUAAUGAUGGUCAUUAUGACCAAACUGAUCAAUUUGUGUUUAAUAAGAGCAGAGGAAAUUUCUCCAAAAAGUAAGAUCUUUGUCUCCAUGUGAACUUGCAAACUGUAUUCUGGCUUUUUAUGGUGGUUUUAGAGCAUUGGCUUCUUCCUCGCUGAGCAGCCUUUCAGGUUAUGCCAAUAUAGAACAUGUUUUACUGUGGAUAUAGAUACUUGUCUACCUGUUUCCACCAGCAUCUUCACAAGGUCAUUUCCUGUAGUUCUGGGAUUGAUUUGCAUUUUUUGCACCAAACUAUGUUCAUCUCUAGGAGACAGAAUGCUGCAUCUUCCUGAGUGGUAUGAUGGUGUUUAUAAUUGCAUACUAUUGUUUGUACAGAUGAACAUGGUACCUUCAGGCAUUUGGAAAUUGCAUCCAAGGAUAAACCAGUCUUGUGGAGGUCCUCAAAUGGUUUUUCUGAGGUCUUUGCUGACUUGUUUAGAUUUUCCCAUGAUGUCAAGCAAAGAGGCACUGAGUUUGAAGGUAGGCCUUAAAAUACAUCCACAGGUACACCUCCAAUUGACUCAAAUUAGCCUAUCAGAAGCUAAUUGUCUAAAGGUGAAAAAUUGACAUAAUUGUAUGGAAUUUUCCAAGAUCCUUAAAGGCUCAGUUAAUUUGUGACCCACUGGAAUUGUGAUUUAGUCAAUUAAAUGUGAAACAUUCUGUCUGUAAACAAUAUAUAAUAAGAAUUCCUUACAUUUAUAUAGCAUUUUUCUAGGCACUUUCUAAGUGCUUUACACUUUAUAUAGGGGGAAUCUCCUCAACCACCAGCAGUGUGCAGCAUCCACCUAGUCCUAGAUGAUGCGACGGCAGCCAUAGUGCGCCAGAGCGCCAGAGUGGGACGUCUCGUUUGUACUUUAAACUUUUCACUCAAAUUGUUAUGCUGAUAAUUUAGUUAGUACGAUUUUUCUUUUUUAAAUUAGAAAAAUGCAAAGUAUAAUUAGUAAUGAUGUGUAAUAUAUAUUUUAUUAUACAGUACUAGGGUGUAUGCACUGCUUUAAAAUUCUUCAUGGAAAUUGUCCCUGUUUUUUUCUCUGCACCAUGUCUUUCAUUACCAUUCAAGAAAAAACAUCAACGUAAUACUUAUUGUGUUGAGUCUCAUAGAAUUUAUAGAUAAUAAUUGUUUAAAGACAUAAAUAAAAUUUGUAUCUUUGUAACAUGAGUUUGAGUGAUGAUGAAAGCUUCUAAAAUGCCUUAAAGAUCAAUGAAAUGAAGUAAUCGUACACAUUUGUAGUUUUCAUAUGUUGGGCUUCUUGUGUAAAGUCCUCUGGAUGGCAGCACAGAGCAGCAGCAUCAGUUUUAUGUUGGCCUUUGUAUUUAUGCUUGUCAGUUUUUAUUAUGGUGACUGCUCAACUUAUUGUUAAAGUUUUCAUUUGGUUCAGCCACUGCAAUAUGCUGUUACAAACAAAUGAGUGAAAGAUCUCGUCCACAAUGUUGAAGCGCAAGAGUUACAAGACCCCAAAUGUAAAUGGAAGUUUUGUAGUUUUGACAUCAUCUAAAUCCUAGUGUACUCCCUAAAAGUUGACAAAACUAACUUUUAGUAGAUGUACACAUUUACAAUUUAAGUCCUUUUGACAUUUAAGCACAUGCAGGAUAUGAAUAUAAUUAUAGAUAUUGUAUUAUAUUUUUACUAGUUAAAAUGCUUAUUCUUGAUAUCAUCAUGAUAGUGAAAAUGCAAUAUUUGAUGUAUACGAAUAGUAUACAGUAGUUAGGUUUGCAUUAGUAAAAAUGUUCAUUGUGAUGAUGUCAUUACUCACAGAAAUGCCCUUUACUGAUGUCAAAACUGGAAUUUCGUCUAUUAAAAACAUAAUUAUAUAUCAUAUCUGUAACUAUUUUCCCUAGUAGAAUUUCACAGUGAUCUGUCAUUCACCAAAACAAAACAGUUACAGAUAUCUAUAAAUAAUUAUUUACUAUUUGAAAACAUAGAUUUGCAAUGCAUUUCUUACUAGUACAGAUGAUUAUUUUUAUAUCAAUCACUACAUUUUUACUAGUGCAAAUGCCCAUUCCUGAUAUUAACAUUUUUCACUAGUAAGAAGUAUGAUAUGUGUAUUUGAAAUUUAAAUGAGUAAGACAUUAAUGAUAGAUAUCUGUACUAUGUUUUGAAUAGGAGUCAAUGACAGAUCAUUGUGAAAUUCUACUAAUGCAAACUUGCAGUAAUUACUGAUAUCAAGAAUAAGCAUUGUCACAAAUGGAAAUUAAAUAGCAGAUUUUCACGUCAAGCAUGUGAUUAAAAGUCCAUCUGUCUUGCAACAGUCUCUUUCGGGAAAACAGAUCAACAUAUUUAUGACAUGAGGUCUUUAGGUGCUUAAAGUAGGUCAGAAAGGACAUAUAAACAGUUAAAAGUUAGCAUUGCAUAUAAUUUUACAAACACCUGCACACAGGCAAUGCUACACUUGUUCCAUGAAAAAAAGCUUUUCAAACAUUUUGCUCCACCUUUAAUUGGAUAGUUCACCAAAAAAUUAGAAUGAUCUCAUCAUGUAUUCACCCUCAUGUGGUCCCAGAUGUGUGUGACUUUCUUUCUUCAACAGAACACAAACAGAGAUUUGUAGAAGAAUAUAUCAGCUCUGUAAGUCCAUUCAAUGCAAGUGAAUGAUGACCAGAACUUUGAAGCUCCAAAAAGCACAUAAUGCAGCAUAAAAGUAACAAGACUCCAGUGGUUAUAUCCAUUUCUUCUGAAGCAAUGUGAUCCUUUUUAACUAUAAAUCUCCACCUUGGACCAGCUCCAGCCAGUAGGUGUCUGAACGUGAAAGUCACUUCCACACCAGAAUGUAGGAGAGGAAUGUAGAUUUACAGUUUUUAAAGAACUAAAAUCUGGUUCUCACCCACACAUAUCAUAUCACUUCAGAAGACAUGGAUUAAACCACUGGAAUCUUUAGAAUAAAAUAUAUGCUGCAUUUAUGUGAUUUUUGUAGCUUCAAAGUUCUAGACCCUGUUGACUUGCAUUGUAUGGACCUACA